Molecule: messenger RNA, 2201 nt
Organism: Rhinichthys klamathensis goyatoka
Lineage: Eukaryota; Metazoa; Chordata; Actinopteri; Cypriniformes; Leuciscidae
Gene: tbcelb
Product: tubulin folding cofactor E-like b
Exons: 8
Coding region: 699-1985 (428 amino acids)
Biological process (GO): poly(A)+ mRNA export from nucleus
Cellular component (GO): nucleus
Molecular function (GO): protein binding; RNA binding
Source: RefSeq, a predicted model, not a curated record
AUUUUGGAGCAAGGUGAAUCUUGCUUUGAAGUGAAGUUGUGAGAUGUACUUUGAAUGGACUUCACAGGAUGUUGUGACAGAUAUCUGUCUGUGCCGGUUUCAUUUCUGAGGAUUAGAUUUAGAUCACUCCUCUGCUCAUGGAAAGAUACCUACAGACAGAGUUACUCAGCAAGCCAAUAUUUCAGCAAUUAAGAUCUCUUUAUUCCUAAAGUUUCUUCUGUCAAUACAAAAGAAGCUUGCACGUAUGUCCAGAGCGCUACAUCCGUUUGCACCACUGGAGUUUUCCAAUUGUGCUUUUGUAUAAAACAGCAGCAUAUGGGAGUCGGACAAAGCAUAUUGGAUCUGAUUUCAAGGGCAGACCUUUCCAUACCCGUGCUUGUGUUACCUCUUUUAGACAUCAUAAAGGGAUAGAGGAAUGAUUGUUCUGUGACCACAAGCUUUCCAUGUGACACAUGUGCAUCAUCUCAUUUGUCCGUUACUGUCUAUUCUUUUUGCUAUUUUUGAGUCAGGGGCUGUGGGACAACCCCCCGCCCUGACCCACGAGGCCGUAGGUUAAGAGGUCCAUUCCUAGAUGCUGUAUGUCCAUAGCAAUCGGGGGACUAUAUCAAAACCAGACAGGAGGCGAGGCCCACCAUCAAUGUGCUCCUAUUUGACCUCCAGAUCAAAUCUGAAGGUGUGAGAGUGGGAGGAGAGGUGAGAUGGAGACAGAGGAGAUGGAAGGACGCACUUUAGUGCAGGUGAUCAGUGAGAAGUACAGCCCAGAAAACUUCCCAUACUGCCGUGGGCCAGGAGCUGGAGUGGUGAUCCGGUCAAGUCCCCAGGGUUCACCUGUCAAAGAUCGUCUAAAUCUGCCCAGCAUCCUAGUUCUGGAUGGUUGUGGAAUUACAGAGGCCGGAGAUGAAGAGGAGGUGGCCACUUUCUGUGCUCACGUGGUUGAGCUAGACCUCUCCCACAACCAUUUUAAAGACUGGGGAGAGAUAAGCAAGAUCCUGUUUAACAUCCCUAAUCUAGACUUUCUCAAUCUGAGUAUGAAUCCAUUGAGAGGGUCGAGUCUGGAGCCUGGAACUGCUGAAGCAUUCUCAGGCCUUCGCCGCCUUGUGCUCAAUAACACGUAUGUCACCUGGGACAUGGUGCACACACUUACACGAGAGACCCCAGAGCUGGAGGAGUUGUUUCUGUGUCUGAACGAGUAUGAGAGUGUGAGUGUGUCAUCUAUAUCGUACCCAUCCCUGCGCCUGCUGCAUAUCACAGAUAACCAGCUGCAGCAAUGGGUGGAGGUGCGUAAGCUGGGCCUCAUAUAUCCGGGCCUGGUGUCUCUUAUCCUGGCAAACAACUCUCUCUCGUCUAUCCACGAGCCUGAGGACUCCCUACAUAGACUCUUCCCCAACCUGCGCAGCAUAAACCUACACAACUCAGGUCUAAGUCGCUGGGAGGACAUCGAAAAACUGAAUUUCUUACCAAAGCUUCAAGAGGUCAGAGUGAUGGGUAUUCCUUUACUGCAGCCCUACACCGAUCAGGAGAGACGUUGUCUUAUGGUAGCACAGUUGCCUAAUGUGACUGUAUUGAACGGCAGUGUUGUCACUGAUGGAGAAAGAGAGGAUGCAGAACGCUUUUUCAUCCGCUACCACCAGGACUGCCCUGAGGAUGAGUUACCACAGAGGUACCACACUUUGGUAGCACGCUAUGGCCGCCUAGCCCCACUUGCGGAAGUGGAUUUGCGCCCUCUCUGCCAUGUCCAAGUAGAGGUGCAUUUCAGGGACCAGACAGAGCCCCUAGCGCUCAGAUUGGAUCAGACAGUGGGAGACCUAAAGAAGCAGUUGAGAGCCGUGGUCCAGCUACCUCCAAACAAGAUACGUGUGUACUAUAUCGACCGGCAGCUUGGCUACGCGUUAGAGCCUCAGGAGAUGAAAUAUGGAGCUCGAGCACUUCAUUCCUACAGUAUACGAGAUGGAGAUGAGAUCUUGGUGGUGCCUAAGACACAGUGACUGAAAAGAGAGCAACAGCUGGGCACUGUUUGGGAAAAAAAUUACGAUGUUUCCACAUUUAUUGGAAUACCAUCUUCCAAUAAAGGCAAUGUGAAUGCUGCGAACAGUGCACAAGUCCGCAUGCCUUAUAUUUACAACAGAGAAAAACUGCAAAUUUUUCCCAGCAUCUUCAAUCGUAUGUAAAAUAGUUUUAAAAAAAGAGAUUUUGGAUUAGGA